Molecule: messenger RNA, 1083 nt
Organism: Megalops cyprinoides (Indo-Pacific tarpon)
Lineage: Eukaryota; Metazoa; Chordata; Actinopteri; Elopiformes; Megalopidae
Gene: tatdn3l
Product: putative deoxyribonuclease TATDN3
Exons: 10
Coding region: 116-928 (270 amino acids)
Molecular function (GO): hydrolase activity, acting on ester bonds
Source: RefSeq, a predicted model, not a curated record
CUUUACGCAGGCCUCACACGAGCUAGUCACUUCAGCUCUGCUAUACUAGCAUGAUCUUGUCGACGCCGGGAAGUGUAUCGGCUGUAUUUCACGUAUACGUGCUAGCUAAGUAGCUAUGAAAGGAUUUAUCGACUGUCAUUGUCAUAUUUCUGCCACAGAAUUUGACAAUGAUAUUGAAGAUGUCAUAGAAAAAUCUAAACAGGUGGGCAUUUUGGGCCUCGUAGCAGUGGCGGAGCAUGCUGGCGAGUUUGAGAAGAUCAUCCAGCUGUCUGAAAGGUUCCCCGGCUUUGUGUUUCCUUGCCUUGGGGUCCAUCCUGUCCAGGGGGUCCCCCCUGAGCCACAGAGGGGAGCCACUCUGGAGGAUUUAGAUGCUGCCUUACCCCUGAUAGAGAAACAUAAAGACCGUCUUUUAGCCAUCGGAGAGGUUGGACUGGACUUCACUCCACGGUUUCUCAGCAGUGACAAAGGGAAGGAGGAGCAGCGGGAGGUGUUGAUUCGGCAGGCCGAGAUUGCGAAACGCCUGGACCUGCCCCUAAACGUUCAUUCAAGAUCUGCGGGAAGACCGACAAUUCACCUCCUGAAAGAACAAGGGGUGGAAAAGGCCCUUCUCCAUGCUUUCGAUGGGAAGCCCUCAGUGGCGAUUGAGGGCGUGAAGGCUGGCUAUUAUUUCUCCAUUCCUCCUUCCAUAGUCAGGAGUGAACAGAAGCAGAAGCUGGUGAAGCAGUUGCCGUUGGAGAGUAUUUGCUUGGAGACAGACUCACCAGCCCUAGGGCCUGAAAAGCAGGUUAGGAAUGAGCCACGGAACAUCACCGUCAGCGCCGAGUUCAUCGCUAAGGUGAAGGGGGUUCCUCUGGAGCAGGUGAUAGAGGUGACCACGCGCAACGCCCUCCGACUGUUCCCGAAACUGAGGGCCUGCGUCAGAGUCUGACAGCUGAACCGAGAUGGGACAACUGCCGUCCCUUGACAGCAAUAGACGAGAUGAUCUGUCACGACUGAGAUUGCUGGGACAGGGCUCACCAGCUCCCUGAAAGCCAUGAGCAUAUUUUGGUCCUGUAAAGUCAAGGAAAAGUAAUAGAAAGCAAU